Colossoma macropomum (tambaqui) is the source of this 1541-nucleotide messenger RNA. RefSeq names its product metalloreductase STEAP1-like. Lineage: Eukaryota; Metazoa; Chordata; Actinopteri; Characiformes; Serrasalmidae. The transcript is spliced from 6 exons. The record is from RefSeq and is a predicted model, not a curated record. Gene Ontology annotation, cellular component: endosome; plasma membrane. Bases 193 to 1218 code for a protein of 341 amino acids.
UCUGAGAUCUCGCGUGUGUGGUGACACACUCCUGCGAGGUCAUCGUGUCCCUGACUGUAGGAGUUCAGUGUUUGGGUCUUCAUGUUUGUGCUGUCGACUCUUUGCGAAGUGUGCAGUGUGUCUGCCGAUGUAUGGCUCUCAUUUUGACUGUUUGACCCAAUUCUGGGACUGUUUGUCGCUGCAUGCCCCAGAAUGGAGAGAGAUCCUCAGGAUUUGGGAGAUGACCAUCAUGAAGAAAGAUUUCAGCUGUGUGAAGUGGAACUGGCGCAGCUGCAGCUAACCCAAAAGGAGCCGGAGGAGGGAGAGGUGUUGUCAGGCUUGAGCCAGCGGCGCCUACUGUCUGCAGUCGCAAUGGAAGAGUUUGAGUUCCCUGCCAGCAUUCAUCUACAAAAGAUGCCCCUCUUCCCUAAGUGGCACCUCCCUCUCAAACUCAUGGCUGUUCUCAUGGCUGUGGCUUUUGUCUAUACUUUCCUGCGGGAUGUGCUACAGCCAUAUGUAUCUAUGGGUAAAAACGACUUCUACAAGAUCCCCAUCCUGGUGCUGAAUAAAGUGCUGCCCUGGACCUCUAUCACUCUACUGGCCCUCGUAUAUCUGCCUGGUAUACUGGCUGCCCUGCUCCAACUCCACAGAGGCACUAAAUACAGUCGUUUCCCUGUCUGGUUGGAAAACUGGAUGAGUGUAAGGAAACAGUUAGGAUUGCUGGCCUUCCUGUUGGCCUGUCUGCAUGCCAUUUACAGCUUGAGCUACCCAAUGAGACGCUCUUAUAGGUACAAGCUUCUCAACUGGGCCUAUCAGCAGGUGCAACAAAAGAAGGAGAGUGCAUGGGUCGAGGAUGAUGUCUGGAGGAUGGAGAUUUACAUCUCUCUAGGAAUUCUAGGAUUGGGCAUACUGGCCUUGCUGGCCAUCUCCUCCCUCCCCUCUGUUAGUGACAUGCUAAACUGGAGAGAGUUUCAGUGUAUCCAGAGGACUCUGGGAUACACAGCCCUGUUCCUGUGCACGGCUCAUGCUCUGGUGUACGGCUGGAAGAAGUGGGUGGAACUGAAGCAGUAUGUGUGGUACACUCCUCCAUCAUUCAUUCUGGCCUCUUUCCUCCCAGCUAUGGUGUUACUGGUCAAGGCUGUGCUGGUCAUGCCCUGUUUGGACAAGAGACUGGAUCGCAUUCGACAUGGCUGGGAAAGACCAGGCCGAAAGGGGCUUUCAGACAAAGACUCACUCUGAAUUUUUAUGUUACAUAAAGUCCAAAAUAUAGGUUGGAUUUUGAGUAUGUUUGCUGCCAAUUUUGUUGAGUAUGAUUUAAAAUCUGUAACUUCUGUUUUGCAAAAGUGGAUUUUUUUCAUAUUUGAUAUGUUUUCUAGUUGCUUGUGUCAUGCCAUUUAAAUGCUGAUGUGAUUAGAUGUCAAUAUUAUUGACCUCUCUUAUUGUUUUACAACAGUUUACAAACCAUACAAACUAAGGUUUAUGAUUUGCAUGUUCAUUGUAAUUCACUGUUAAAAUUCACUGUUAAAAUUCACACAUCUUAAAUACAUAUUCUCUGAAAAAAG